AUGUACUUGCAAUGGGCUAAAAAACAAGGUUAUAAAACAAGAGUUGUUGAAAAAUAUUCUGCGGCUAAGGUAGGCAUCAAGUCAACUAUAGAAUUUGAAUGGCGCUUUGCAUAUGGCUUAUUGUCUGGAGAGAAGGGGACUCAUCAGAUUGUCAGGAAAUCUUCUUCUAAUGAAGAGAUUCUUGAACAGACUUGCAUUGCAGGUGUAGAUGUAGUGCCUCUUUUUAUCAAAAAUUUUGUGGACUUUAAAUUGCCUGAUGAAGAUCUUGAGAUACAUUACACAAGUUUGAGUGGAAGCAGCGGCCGAAGUCUUAACAAACUUGAAAUGGCAGUUCAUAUCAUUCAUAUUCCAACUGGUACCUCUAUUUGCUGCACAGGAGAAAGAAGUCCAAUUGCAAACAAGAUUAAGGCUAUUUAUCGUUUGAAGGCCAAGCUUCUUGCUGUAGCUAUGGAGCAACAAACAAUCUGA
This is a messenger RNA of Cryptomeria japonica (Japanese cedar), 468 nucleotides long. Its product is annotated as peptide chain release factor PrfB1, chloroplastic. The coding region runs from base 1 to 468 and encodes 155 amino acids. The transcript has a single exon. Gene Ontology annotation, biological process: translational termination. Gene Ontology annotation, molecular function: translation release factor activity. The record is from RefSeq and is a predicted model, not a curated record. NCBI's taxonomy places the organism in Eukaryota, Viridiplantae, Streptophyta, Pinopsida, Cupressales, Cupressaceae.